GUCAGAUUCAACGAGGAAAGGAAAAUGUCGCUGGCGAGCUUUCUACCCGCGCCCACUCAGCUGUCCCAGGAUCAGCUGGAGACAGAAGAGAGGGUCAGAGCCCAGAGGUCUCAGUCCACAGCACUGGUGUCCACUCGCAGAGAACCCGCGCCCUAUGGUUCCAGAAAAGGAUGGGUUCCCCGAAGUCUCGAGGAUUUUGGCGAUGGAGGUGCAUUCCCAGAGAUCCAUGUGGCUCAAUACCCACUGGAGAUGGGAAGGAAGAAAAAGACCUCCAAUGCCCUCGCUUUGCAGGUGGAUGCUGAAGGCAAAAUCAAAUACGAUGCCAUUGCUCGCCAAGGCCAAGGGAAGGAUAAGGUCAUAUUCAGUAAAUAUACAGACCUGCUUCCUAAGGAAGUUCUCAGUGAAGAUGCUCCAGAACUACAGAGGCCAGACGAGGAAGCUGUUAAAGAGCUUACAGAGAAGACUAGAGCUGCUCUAGAAAAGCAGGUCUCUCAGAAGAUUGCUGCUGCCAUGCCUGUACGUGCUGCAGAUAAACAGGCCCCAGCGCAGUACAUACGGUACACACCCUCCCAGCAGGGAGUGGCUUUCAACUCGGGGGCCAAGCAGAGAGUUAUUCGCAUGGUGGAAAUGCAGAAAGACCCAAUGGAGCCGCCACGAUUUAAGAUUAAUAAGAAGAUUCCUCGUGGCCCUCCCUCCCCUCCUGCCCCAGUCAUGCACUCCCCCAGCAGAAAGAUGACUGUAAAAGAACAACAAGAGUGGAAGAUUCCUCCCUGCAUUUCAAACUGGAAGAAUGCAAAGGGUUACACCAUCCCACUUGACAAACGCCUGGCAGCUGAUGGAAGAGGCCUUCAGACAGUCCACAUCAAUGAAAAUUUUGCAAAGUUAGCCGAGGCUCUCUAUAUUGCAGACAGAAAGGCCAGAGAAGCAGUAGAGAUGCGAGCUCAGGUGGAAAAGAAGAUGGCACAGAAGGAGAAGGAGAAGAAAGAGGAGAAGCUCAGGGAGCUGGCAAAAAUGGCCCGAGACCGGAGAGCAGGGAUCAAAGGUCACGCAGACAAAGCAGGUGGUGAGGACACUGAGGUUAGGGAGCGUGAUGAGAUCCGUCAUGAUAGGCGGAAAGAGAGACAGCAUGACAGAAACAUCUCCAGAGCUGCCCCUGAUAAGAGGUCUAAACUGCAGAGGGAUCAGGACAGAGACAUCAGUGAGCUGAUUGCACUGGGUCAGCCUAAUCCUCGUAUCUCCAGUGAGGCUCAGUACGAUCAGAGGCUCUUCAACCAGAGCAGGGGAAUGGACAGUGGCUUCGCUGGAGGUGAGGAUGAGACAUAUAAUGUGUAUGACCAACCCUUCAGGAGUGGCAGAGACAUGGCCCAAAACCUCUACAGGCCCAGCAAGAAUCCUGAUAAGGAUAUGUAUGGAGAUGACCUGGACACACUCAUGCAGAGCAGCAGGUUUGUGCCUGAUCGGGAGUUCUCUGGCACUGACCACGGUCCACGCAGGGAUGGACCUGUCCAAUUUGAGGAGGAUCCUUUCGGUCUGGACAAAUUCUUGGAGGAGGCCAAGCAACAUGGUGGUUCCAAAAGACCAUCCACCAGUGGGCGCUCUAAGGACUAUGACCAUGAGAAAAAGCGCAGGAAGGAGUGAGGCGCUUCCUGUGACCAUUACUUUCGGUUUCACACCAGCUUUCAUGUCAAGCCAUAGGGAAAGAUGAUUUUUGUAAUGUCUUAUUUGGUCACCAACAUGCCAUACAAAGGACAUUUCUUUAUUGAAGUUAGCCCUUUAUUGGUUUUAAGGCAGAUAAUAGUGCAUACAGCUAAUGUUUUUUCUUGGUUAUUAGGUAUGUUGUAGAAUGUGAUAGGCCCAUACAUAAUAUCAUUUCUUAUGUUAAUUUUAAUUUUACAGUGAAAAUUGUAGAUGUUUGGUUUUUUUUAUUUUUUCCCAUAAGGAACGUGUUUUUGGAUUCAGUUUAGGAAGAACAUAAACUCCUGUACAUCAAAAACCACAUAAUAAAUUUAACAUGGAUCUAAAAUG
Electrophorus electricus (electric eel) is the source of this 2025-nucleotide messenger RNA. It is a transcript of the gene snw1, whose product is annotated as SNW domain containing 1. The record is from RefSeq and is a predicted model, not a curated record. Gene Ontology annotation, cellular component: spliceosomal complex. NCBI's taxonomy places the organism in Eukaryota, Metazoa, Chordata, Actinopteri, Gymnotiformes, Gymnotidae. Gene Ontology annotation, biological process: mRNA splicing, via spliceosome.